AUGAGCAACUUGCCUGCUAACCCGCCAAUUCCGAUGGCUGAAUUCGCCGCCCGACCGCCUGGAGAAGUUCCUGAACCUGCGGCACUUGUGCCGCCACAACCACAGCCGUCUACUUCAGCGCCGCAGCCACAACCAACUACGUCAACCACAAAACCAGAAUCAAAAUCGAAGAAACCACAGAUUCCGAAGAUCAACGUCGAGCAUCCGAGUGAUGAUAGCAUACCAACUCGAAGAAAGAAAUAUUGCUGCUGUUUUUGUUGAAAACACAAAAAAUCAAUCAAUAUCUGUAUAAUAGUUUAUUUUGAAAUGAAGUUUUUCUUUGAGAAAUCGUUUUGAAAGAUUCCAGUUUCUCUGAAAUAACUCAGAACUUGCUGAAAAUGCUGAAAAUUUCACGAAAAAAAAACAAAAAAAUAAAUUUGACUACGGUAAACAUUAUUUAACAGUAUUUGUACAACGAAAUCUGAUCAAUUUUUUGUGUCACGUUAAAAAUUUUUUUUUCAGUUUUUUAUUUUUGUUUUAUUUUGUUUUUCAACGAGAUAAAAAUCUUGCCACGUCUCUUUUGUCAGAAAAUACGUGGCGGCCUUUUGCUUGUUUUUCUGGAUUUUGUCCAGUCAUUGAUAAUUUUUUGCGUCCGGAAAAUGGUGAGUGAGCAGAACAUCAAAAAUUGAAAAAAUGUUUUUGUUUUCAGAUUUUGCUUCAACAGUAAACCAAUACGCGCUGAUCGAAUGUUUUGCCUCAAUUGAAUCUACGGUAAAUAAUAAAUUCCUCUGGCCAGUUCUAAUUUUGAAUUUUUUAUAGCUGGCUUCAGAAAAAUUGGAGUCGGCCGAUUUACGACUAUUAUCAUCGAAAAACCGAUCGAAUGAUUUUGUGAAGCUGACGUUUCAAUAA
Caenorhabditis angaria is the source of this 888-nucleotide messenger RNA. The record is from the annotation of a GenBank genome assembly. NCBI's taxonomy places the organism in Eukaryota, Metazoa, Nematoda, Chromadorea, Rhabditida, Rhabditidae.